AAAGCCAGUACCACUCCUCCGAACUCAUACGUUUUAGCUUCAAAUUGCGCUUCUUGUUCCGACGUUGGGAAGGGCACUGAAGAAAAGAACUGUGUUUUUUGCAAGAUUAUUCGAGGGGAAGCAACGGCUUUGAAGCUGGUUAGUGCUGGUGUUGCGGAGACGAAGGUGCAGCAGAAGUGGUGUGAAGAAGAAAGGGGUAAAAUUGAUAUUUUAGAAGAAAAACAAGAUUACAUCAUCACUUUUUUGUCAGUAACGGUUUGCCGUGUGGUGGUGUUGCGGAGAUUAAGGUGCAUCAGAAGUGGUGUGAAGAAGAAAGGGGUUGUGGAAAAUGGAUAUGAGUUUUUUGCUGGUAGGCAACUUGUAACCAUAUUUUCAGCCCCAAAUUACUGUGGAACGUUUGACAACACUGGUGCCAUGAUGAGUGUAGAUGUGAGUUUGAUGUGCUCUUUCCAAAUUCUGAAGCCUGCCAAAAAGAAGCCAAAGUUUUGUUUUGGGAGCACAACUUCAGCAAAUCCAGGGACCCCUUCUACAAAAACCAACCUCUGUUCAUCCAACUAUGACCAGAUGAUAUGUUGGAUUCUAAAAUUAUUCUAUCUUGUCUAUUACUUAUUCAGGACACGUAGGCUGGAUAUUCUUUAAAGAGAAGUGGAACUAUAGUUCAAUGACCAGGGAUAAAAAUAUUUGGGUGAGAACUAGCGGAAGGGUAGUGUCAGUUAAGCAUGAGGUCAUUCAUUACUAGAAAGGCUUAUAGCCUGCAUAUUUGAGUGGAUGAUAUAUUGGUUAUUAAACAACAGAAUGUCAUGCGAGUACAAUGAAGUAUUGUGGAUGAGUAGAG
Ilex paraguariensis (yerba mate) is the source of this 835-nucleotide messenger RNA. Lineage: Eukaryota; Viridiplantae; Streptophyta; Magnoliopsida; Aquifoliales; Aquifoliaceae. The record is from the annotation of a GenBank genome assembly.